CGUUUCAUCGCACUGACGACUCAACGGGCUUGAAAAUCCCUUCAUAUCGACAGGACAUUAGAAAAGUGAGAACUUGGAGAUACUUGCUUCGUUAAUGUGGAAAAUGAAGAGCAUUUGGAUCUUUUUGUGCGCAGUUUGCAUUUGGUCCCCAGUUCAAGGGACAUUUCGACCUUCCACUCCCUGUCAAUGUAAUGGUAAAGCACACUACUGCAAAUUGGAUAAUCUGGGACUGCACUGUGUAAACUGCCAGGGGAACUCAGAAGGGCGGCAAUGUGAAAGCUGCAAGGAAGGAUAUUACCACCAGAGGACAGGAGACAGCUGUUUGCCCUGCAACUGCAACACUGCAGGUUCCCAAGGACCAGCCUGCAACAAUGAGGGACGGUGUGUGUGCAAACAGGGAAUUCAUGGGGACAAGUGUGACCGCUGUCAUGAUGGGUCUCCAGUCGCUGUAAAUGGGUGUGAGCCUUUGAGGCUUAGCUGUCGGUCACGUAAGAAUGGCCAGCUCACAUAUAACACAGAGGAAUGCUUGCCCUGCUUUUGUAACGGACAUUCAGAUGUGUGCUCCUCAGCUGAGGGAUACUCCAUUCACAAUAUCACUUCAACUUUUGAACAUGGACCCGAGGGUUGGCGAGCUGCCACUGCUCAGGGUGUGAGUACCUCACAAGUGCACUUCAGGUGGUCUCCCACUCACAAAGACCUUGAGGUUAUCUCUAAGGAGAUCUUUCCUAUUUAUCUGUUUGCUCCAGCAUCAUACCUGGGGAAUCAGGUUCUGAGCUACGGUCAGACACUGACCUUCUCUCUGCGUCUGGACAGAGGUAUCCGUCGUCCCUCCACCUAUGAUGUUAUACUAGAAGGAGCCGGUCUUAAGGUGACUGCUUCAUUAGGGGACUUGAGAAUUGUGGUACCCUGUGGCAAGAAAAUCACUUACACUUUCAGAUUGGAUGAACAACCUGGCAGCAAAUGGAGACCACAGCUCUCAUCCACAGAAUUCCAAACUCUUCUGAGCAAUCUUACAGCCAUUAAAAUCAGGGGAACAUUUGGUGAAAAUGGACGUGGCUACCUGGACGACGUCUCCCUGGUGUCAGCUAAACCUGGCCCUGGCACCCCUGCAGUCUGGGUGGAGAAGUGCAGCUGCUCUGUCGGUUAUGAUGGAAUGUUCUGUGAGCGCUGUGCCACAGGAUACAAGAGGCGUUUCCCCGGCCAAGGCCCCCGAAGCCCCUGUGAUCUAUGUUCCUGUCAGGGUGGAACCUGUGAUCCAGAAACAGGAGGAUGCUAUUCUGCUGAUGAGAUACCAAACCUGCAGAUGUGCCCUAAAGGUUAUUAUAUCAACCGCCAGCAGUCUAACUCCUGCCAGAAGUGCCCUUGUCUCGAAGGUGAGGCUUGCUAUGUCAUUCCUGGAACUCAGCAAGUGACGUGUGUCCGUUGUCCUCGAGGGACUACAGGCUCUCGUUGUGAAAUCUGUGAUGAGGGUUUCUAUGGUGACCCCCUGGGAGAGUACGGCCCUCCCAAACAGUGCCAGCCUUGCCAGUGUAAUGGCCACGUGGAUCAUAACUCUAUAGGCAACUGUGACCACCGAACAGGAGAGUGUCGGAAGUGUUUGAAUCACAGUUCUGGCCCCAAGUGUGAGAACUGUGUAGAGGGAUACUACCACCGUUACCCCACAGAGCCAUGCCAGGCUUGUAAAUGCAACCGACAGGGCUCUGUGUCAAAUUCAUGCAGCGAUAAAGGCCAUUGUAAGUGCAAGGAAGGCUAUGAGGGUCUGAAGUGUGACAGAUCAACAUGUCCAUCCUGCUUCAAUCCAGUCAAAAGCAAGAUCGAGACUUAUGCACAUCAGCUGCAGGAAAUGGAGGAUUUAUUUAAAGGAACUGGAAGUGGUGAUGUUUCAAUCAACAAUUCUGAGAUGGAACGAGCUGUUAGGGCUGCAGAGGUCAUGUUGCAAGCAAUGGAGACCAGAGCAAAUGAACUUAUAAAUACAGAGAAAGAGCUUCAGAAUAAGCUGGCAAGAAUUAGCCAAACCCAGCUGAGAGAGGACAGAACCAUGGAGGCUUUGUUGAAAACAGUGGAUGGUAUUAGAAGCAAGGAUCAGCAGUAUAAGAUAGAAGUUUCUGAGAUCCAGAAACUAAUCAGUGACAUCAGGUUACAACUGCAACAGGCCAAACGAGACAUCCAGCAGGCUGAGUUUCCCUCAGGCGAUGCAGAGGCUGGCACUGAUACCUUGUCUUAUUUGGUUCAGAGAGCUGCUGAUCUUGCCGAGCAGCACCAAGGUGAGGCAGUGACGGUGGAGACCAUCGCAGCCAGUUCUCUUUCAGAGUCUGAGAAAGCCCUAGACCUCAUACGCAGUGUAAUUGGCAGAGAAAAUAAGGUCAAAGACAAUCUCAGGGACCUCAAGAAACAGUAUGAAGCAGAUGUAACUAAAGUGAGUGACAUGGACAGAAAGGCCAUUCAACUGAAUAAUGCAGCUGAAAAGGAGAGCAGACUGGCUCAGAACACUCUGAAAAAGUUAUCUGAACUGGAGAAGAAGCUUCCAAAGCCUUUGAAGAAGGACAUUGCUGGUGUGGUUUCCAGGUUUGAUCAGCUCAAGGAUAUGGUGGAGGGGAAUUUAACAGCAUAUCAGGACUUUCAGAAAUACACGCUCACUGUACAGAAAGAGGCAGCUGAUCUGUUCAACCAGACCAAGUAUUUCCAACAGGUUCAAGACGAGCUUCUUGCCAGGGCAAAUGCUGCUGAAGCCCUCAAAAAUACAUCUCUGGACAUCUAUGCAAACAACAUAGAUAGCUUGGAAAAGACACUUGAGAAACUCAAAGGAUUUGAUGACCAGGUCAAUAGUAAUAAGGAUCUGGCAGAUGAUGCCAUUAGAAAACUGCCUGCUAUCAACACUACUAUUCAGAAAGCUAUAGCUGACAACACAAAGACUCAGGACAUUCUGGAUGCAAUGUCUGGUCACUACAGAGAUGCUCAGGGUACUAUCGAUGAUCUUACAAAUACUGCAACCAAAUUGGAGGGAAUGUCCGGCUCCCUUCCAUCCUCUUCCGAUGUUUUGGAAACUGCCACUAAACUGAAAGUGGACUUGGAUGGACUGAAGAUGGAGGCUUCUUUAACUAGGGACAGACUGAAUGAAGAGAAAAACAAUGCAAAGAUACAGAUAACUCAAGCAAAACAAGCUGUCAUGGAUACCACGGGAGCACUUGACAAUGCAAAGAAUGCCAGGGGUGCUGUUAGUGACACUUUAAAAACAAUUCAUGAUAUUAUGGGUUCAAUGGGAUCACCUGGCAUGGUUGAUGAAAAACGAGUGACUGACCUAGAAAGUGCUGUAGCUAGAAGCCGCAGUCAUGUGGAGAAGGAACUGAGGCCCAGACUUAAGGAGCUGGAGGAGAAGGAAGCCCAACAGAGAGCCACCAUUGCAAACAUGAUCAGUGACAUUGACACCAUCCUGGCUGACAUUGCCAACUUAGAGGAGAUCCGUAAAAGCAUUCCUGAGGGAUGUUAUAACAUACCACCUAUUGAAAGGCCUUAAUGGCUUACUGUAAUGCAGGACCAAAGCACAAUGUUAUGCAGUUUAAACUAUGAACUUGUACUGACACUAGUGUACUUUUAUAGUAGUGUUGUUGUUGUUUUUUCGCCCAUAAGAGAUUUUUUACUGAUGUGUAUGACAAUUUUUUUUAGUAUUUAUUUGUUCACUUGUGUAGAAAUGUUUUUUAUUAUUAUUAUUCAAAAAAGAUUACUGUGAAGUUUAAAUGAUGUAAAUGAGAUUACCGUUUUGCUCGAUUCCCAAAGAUAUUUCCAUUUGGGUAAUUAAUAUAAAAUAUAUAACAUAUGUACUGUAAUUUGAUUGUUCUAAAUAAGAAGUUACAUCCAGUUACUUGUUUCAAGUCAAAAAGAAAUGCACAACUAACAAUUUUCUUUUGUAUUGUUUUGUUCAAUUCAGUAUUGUCAUAAGUGCAUGAAUUGUCAUGGCAGCAUACUGUUUCAGUGUUUGAAUGCUUGAGUAGCCACUAUAAAGUAGAAAUAUACUUUUGUAUAAAUACACUGAUCAGCCACAACAUUAAAACCACAGACAGGUGAAAUGAAUAACAUCGAUUAUCUCAUUACGAUGGCACCUGUCAUGGGGUGGGAUAUACUGUAUUUGGUGAACAAUCAGCUCUUGAAUUUCAUGUGUUUGAAGCAGGAAAAUUGGGCAAGCGUUAAGGAUCUGAGCGACUUUGACAAGGGCCAAAUUGUGAUGGCUAGAUGUUUGGGUCAGAGCAUCUCCAAAACGGCAGGUCUUGUGGGGUGUUCCCAGUAUACUGUGGUUAGUACCUACCAAAAGUGGUCCAAGGAAGGACAACCGGUGAACCGGUGACAGGGUCAUGGGCGCCCAAGGCUCACUGAUGCGUGUGGGGAAUGAAGGCUAGCCCGUCUGGUCCGAUCCCACAGAAGAGCUACUGUAGUACAAAUUGCUGAAAAACUUAAUGCUGGCCAUGAUAGAAAGGUGUCAGAACACACAGUGCAUCGCAGCUUACUGCGUAUGGGGCUGCGUAGCUGCAGACCGGUCAGAGUGCCCAUGCUGAAAGCACCUACAAAUGGGCACAUGAGCAUCAGAACUGGAACGUGGAGCAAUGGAAGAAGGUGGCCUGGUCUGAUGAAUCACGUUUUCUUUUAGAUCAUGUGGAUGGCUGGGUGCAUGUUCGUCAUUUACCUGGGGAAGAAAUGGCAGCAGGAUGCUCUAUGGGAAGAAGGCAGGCCAGCGAAGGCAGUGUGAUGCUCUGGGCAAUGUUCUGCUGGGAAACCUUGGGUCCUGGCAUUCAUGUGGAUGUUACUUUGGCACAUAGCCUACCACCUACCUAAAGAUUGCUGCAGACCACUUGCACCUCUUCAUGGCAACGGUAUUCCCUGAUGUCAGUGGCCUCUUUCAGCAGGCUUAUGCGCCCUUGUUCAAGAAUGGUUUGAGGAACAUGACAAAGAGUUCAAGGUGUUGACUUGGCCUCCAAAAUCCCCAGAUCUCAAUCCGAUUGAGCGUCUAUGGGAUGUGCUGGACCAACAAGUCCGAUCCAUGGAGGCUCAACCUCACAACUUACAGGACUUAAAUGAUACCUUCAGAGGUCAUGUGGAGUCCAUGCCUCGACGGGUCAGAGCUGUUUUAGUGGCAUGAGGGGGACCUACACAAUAAUAGACAGGUGGUUUUAAUGUUGUGGCUGAUCGGUGUAUAUUAAUAUAACAGAUUAUGCAUGCACACUUAAUGUUUUGUUUUUGUUUUUUUACUAUGAGACAACUACUUUAAAAUAAAUAAAUAAUGAGAAAAAUAAAACAUUUUGAGGAACUAAAAUUAAGAUCUAUAGUUAUGGCAUCUUAAUGUACACAAUGAAGUUAAAAUUAUUUAAUCUCAAUAAUAUAAAUACAAUAUCAAAUCAAAAAUAUUAAUUUUGUUGCUCAUAAUAAUGAAUGAAGGCAUGGAGCAGGGAAGCAAUAAAGAUUGUA
Molecule: messenger RNA, 5454 nt
Organism: Myxocyprinus asiaticus (Chinese sucker)
Lineage: Eukaryota; Metazoa; Chordata; Actinopteri; Cypriniformes; Catostomidae
Product: laminin subunit gamma-2-like
Exons: 22
Coding region: 95-3514 (1139 amino acids)
Molecular function (GO): extracellular matrix structural constituent
Source: RefSeq, a predicted model, not a curated record